Messenger RNA from Trichoderma reesei QM6a, 1201 nucleotides. RefSeq lists its product as uncharacterized. The record is from RefSeq and is a predicted model, not a curated record. The transcript is spliced from 2 exons. Lineage: Eukaryota; Fungi; Ascomycota; Sordariomycetes; Hypocreales; Hypocreaceae. Gene Ontology annotation, molecular function: catalytic activity. The annotation marks the transcript as partial.
AUUUGUCAAUCCAUCUCAGUCCGUCUCAUCACACUCUCUCCUCAUGUCACAACCAUUGGCAUUCCCCGAGUCCUUCGUAAAGCCAUGGCGCGAUCUGCUCCUCUCCAACCAGGAGCAGCGCUCCGGAGACUCCCCCAGCUACAACACUCCUGAAGCCAUCGACUCUCUCAUGACAACCAGCACGCCCAAGCUGCUCUACGUCGGCACGGGUCACACCAUCUUUACACGCGCAAUUCUGCCUGCUAUUGCCUCAGCCAAAUACUCGGUCCAUUUCGUGACGUGCUACUGGGCUGCCUCCCCGUCUCUCGACGGCCUGCGCCAAACGCUCGUCAAGCUGGCUGAGGCGCGAUCAACAUCAUCAGAGGCUUUGCCUACGCUGCGAAUAAGCAUUGGAUUCUCGUCUUGGGGACUGUUUCAGAAACUAUUUCACACGGCGUCGCCAGAGGGUUACGUCUAUCCGCCUUCAAAAUGGGCACACCUGGGUUUGCCGGACGAGGAGACGCUGAGAAAGGGCGGCAUCGAAAUGACGGUCAAGAGCCUCUUCUUUACGCCAAUCAGUGUCAUGCACCCGAAGUAUGUCAUCGUCGAUGAGUCCAAAGCGUGGGUUCCGAGCUGCAACGUGAGUUGGGAGAGAUGGUUCGAGGGAUGCGUGGAGCUGGAGGGCGAGGUUGUCGAUAGACUGCUGUCUUUUCAUGCCAGAGUCUGGGGAGCAUCGAAGCCGCUGAGCACCGACGAUGUAGAGCUGACAUCAAGCUCAUCGCCGAUGAACAACAAACAGGCCGACGACGAUGGCUCGGCCACUCAAUGCAUUUGCUUUUCCGGUAUUUCACCGUCUCCGACCAUCUUUCUCCCGUCGCCACAUCACAGAAACCCGAGAUUCAGCUUCUUUCCCUUCUUUUCUCAGUCCAACCCGCCCAUGACGCCGCUCAAUGCUGCGCUGCUUACCUUAUUUGCCAAUGCUCGUCAUGAUAUCAAUAUCGUCACGCCGAACCUAACGUCAUGGCCGGUCAUGGACGCUCUUCUGGACGCACUGUCUCGCGGAGUCAACGUUCAUGUACGCACGGCCCGGAACAUGAUGGUUAUUGAGCAGCUUGUCACGGCCGGGACAACAACGUCGUGGUGUAUCCGAAAGUUUGUGAAAAAGUACCAAGCGUUGUGUAAGCGAUCACGACGGAAUGACAUAGAAGCACAAUCAACGUCU